CAUAAGUGCUACACGAUUAACAAAGUUUGACCACUGAGGCCUCUAACAAACUGUUGGGUUCGUGCUUAGAUACCUGUUAAUGACCUCGAGAAGCCUAUAUCUUUGUGCGCAAUCAUCUCUAAUUCAUUGAUCAACUUCUGCAAGCAUUACCUUAUAUCUUAUAGCCACUUUCCCGCUCCGUAUUCUAAAAGAUGCCUAGUGCACCGAAGCAGCGCAAAAUAGCUAUUGUUGGCAGUCGCUCUGUGGGUAAAUCUUCUCUUACAGUUCGAUUUGUUGAACAUCAUUUUGUAGAAAGCUACUAUCCAACGAUCGAAAACACUUUCAGUCGAAUCAUCAAAUACAACGGCCAAGAUUAUGCCACUGAAAUCGUUGACACAGCUGGUCAGGACGAGUACAGUAUAUUGAACUCCAAGCAUUUCAUCGGAAUACAUGGGUAUAUUAUUGUCUACUCGGUGGCUUCACGCCAGUCGUUCGACAUGGUGAGGGUCAUACGUGACAAGAUUCUGAACCAUCUUGGUGCCGAUCAUGUACCCCUUGUGCUUGUCGGAAAUAAAAGCGAUCUCAAAUCUGAGCAACGCCAGGUGUCUCUAGAUGAAGGCCGGCAGCUUUGUGAAGAAUUCCAUUGUGCAUUUACUGAGGCUAGUGCUCGUCUCGACUAUAAUGUUGCGAAAGCGUUUGACUUAAUGAUCGGGGAAAUCGAAAAGUCGCAAAACCCAUCACAGCCGGCAGGAGGCAACAAAUGCGCUGUAAUGUGAUAAGGCUUAUGAUGUAGCAGGUUAGGUAUCUAGCCUGGUUGGCCUAGAGAAUGGCUACGUCUCGUUUGGAUAUCAUUUUUCUUUUUCGGAGAGGCAACAUAGCUGUUGAUUAGCCUAGGUUGUUGUAUUUCUGGGAGACGUUUUUUGCAGCUCUUCACUGGUGCAGCUGUGAUAUUUCGGCACUCGAUUUCCCAAUUACUGUCUUUGUUACAUAAUCUAAUAAAUACACAGUAGCUUAGCUUUCAAGACAUGAGAGAUGUGAUGGUAUCGAUUCCUAUAACAAAGGAAGGUGUUAGAGGGCAGAUUAUAG
Molecule: messenger RNA, 1065 nt
Organism: Aspergillus welwitschiae
Lineage: Eukaryota; Fungi; Ascomycota; Eurotiomycetes; Eurotiales; Aspergillaceae
Gene: rhbA
Product: Rheb family small GTPase rhbA
Exons: 4
Biological process (GO): small GTPase-mediated signal transduction
Cellular component (GO): plasma membrane
Molecular function (GO): GDP binding; GTP binding; GTPase activity
Source: RefSeq, a predicted model, not a curated record